CAAAGUCACACCUGCUGCCAGAAGUCUGUGUACAAGGAUAACAUUCAGCUUAAAUUCAUAACAUUGACAACAGCAAAAUCAUGGUUCUGCAGGGCGAGGAGAAGAUGCCUCAACCCAAGGUGAAGCUGGUGGUGACAGGAGAUGAUUUUGGGUACUGCGAGAGAAGAAAUCAAGGGAUUGUGGACUGCUUUAAAGCUGGUGGGAUCUCUAACGUCUCUCUUCUGGUCAAUGCAGUCUCAGCGGAGCACGCGGCAGACCUGGCCAAAAGGAAUCACAUCCCCAUUGGGCUCCAUGCGAAUCUUUCAGAGGGUCUUCCAGUGUCUCGGGAUCUAAAGGGCUCCACGCUCCUCAACAAGGAUGGAUUCUUCCAUGGCAAGAUGGGCUUCCGGGAAGUUUUGCAGUGUGGUCAUCUCAAGAUGUCAGAGGUGGAGGCAGAGCUCAGAGCCCAGGUAAAUCGAUUUUGUGAACUUAUUGGCCACGAACCCUAUCAUAUGGACGGCCACCAGCAUGUGCACGUGGUGCCAGAGGUGCGAGAGGUGUUCGCCCAGGUUCUCUCCGAUUUUGGGAUCACCUACACACGGGUCCCCAUAGAACCCGGUCUUAAAUUUUGCACCUUCCUCCCGCCACAUCUGCGAGACUUCAAUGCACAGGUUGAAAAAGAUGCCCUUGAAUCUAUGGAGGUCUUUCAUCGCUAUGGAAUUAGAUGGCCUGAUGUAUACCUGGGCCUGAGCACCAUGGGUAAAAACAUGUCUGUCCCCAACCUGAAACGUGCUUUGGGCUUCACGCUGGACACUUCACUAGAUGAUGCUGUGUCCUCUUCAUUGAUACAGUGCAAUGAUGCUGUGACUGACUCCUAUCGUCCGGUUACAGCAGAGCUUAUGGUGCAUCCAGGAUAUCCGAGUCAGCCUCACCAGGGCGGAUGUGGAGAAGGACCAGAUGACUUCUCACAGUCUGCAGACCGACUACAUGAGCUUAACACUUUGAGUGACCCUUUUGUUCUUAACUACUACAGGCAACAGGGGAUCCACCUCUGCGCCUUUAAAGACUUUUAAACCCUUAGGCCAGAGUAUUUAAGGUUUGGCACACUGAAUGUCUUCUGCUUUAAGGAAACAAUAUCUUACCCAAGCCAAGCACUUAUAUGACUAAUUGAGGUAUGGGUUAAGGCAGAAAAUCAGAAUUCGAAAGCCCAUAUAAAAUGUGUUUUGAAGCUGCUUCUUCAAGAAGAGCUUAAACAACUGAAUUAUACUUAUUCUUCAACAGGAACACAAGAUACGAUUAGAUUGACCUCUUUUUAAAUUUCUCAACUAGACUUUUUAUUUAAAUUUUAAUGCAGCUAGCCAUUUCAACACAGAGAGCUGUAUCCUUAUACUAGGAAACUGCAAUUUUAUCUGGACUUGUUUCUAAAAAUGUUGCCUCAUUUGUGCAAGUUUCUCUAAAAAGCCAUAUAUUAAUAUUGUAUAGAACUGUAAAAUCCAACAACAACGCCAUAUUUAAGACUUUAUCGUACUAGAUGAAGAUUUGAACUCAACUGAACAUGUAGCAAUUACUUUAUUUAAAAAUCAAAGGUAUUUUUGGGUACAAUGUUUUUAAUGAAUAUAUUUAUUAUUUUUUUAUGAACCUGAAAAAAAAACAAAAACAAAAAAAACCUACUCUGGAUUUCUUUCUGAAAUGUAAAAAUAACUUUGGAACAAGUAUUACGAUGGUUGAAGUGAUUUAAGUUUAAAAAAAUUAUUAGAUAAUUAUUAUACGAGCACAGCAAAUUUGCUGCCCAAUAUUUUGUGUGUAAAAUAGGCCUACUAGUAAACACUUGUAACGAUAUUCAAACCGAACCAAAAAACACGUAGGCCAAAAGUCGGCCUACACCAAUCACAGUAUGUACCACGAUACUCUCUUGAUAUCCCACCCCCUGCGUAUGUUUUGGCACAUAUAACCAUAAGUAAUGUUGUCCAAUGACUUGUUCGCAUUAUUUUUUUUUUAAGGGAAUACCUUUUUGGUGAACUUUACAAAGCAACUAAUUUUAAAAAGUCAUGUGUUAAUGCAUUAAUUAACAUGGACCGAGAGCAAUUAUUACUAUUAUGAAGUUAAAAGUGAAUCUUGUGUUCUUUAGCAUUGCUGGUGUCAUGCCAUGAGCUCUACCCCCACAGCAAACAGAACCGAACCAUGGAUCCAAAACCAUGAUAUGAACCGCAUUGGUAUAUCGUUACACCUCUAGUAAACACUAGAACAUGCUUAAACCAACCAGUUGCAUCAUAGGAGUACAUUUGUACACGGAGCACCCAUCCUAUUGAAACAUUCAUUCAGAACUAGGUCAAAAUAGCCUUUAUUUGGAGAGUUCACCGUUUUGUCACAUAUUAGGUUUGACCGGUUUAUAACCUGUAUGUUAAAUUCAGGCUAUUAUGACAUUUCAGAAUAAGCUGCAAUUGAAGCAACAGUUUGGGGUUUAAGUAGUAGUCCUCAUAAAUAUAUUACUAAUGCUAAUAUAUUAAGGUUUAAAAAUUAAAAAAAUCACUAAAUGUUCAAGCUCAGAUUUGAUUCCACACACAAAUCCAUAAUGCGGUUUUAAAACAGGGAAUUCCAGAAAAGCAACUGGAUUGGUUCAUUUUAAUAUGAAAACUCUAAUCAAAAGUGAAUUUAGCCAAUGUUUGAGUAUGCCUGGUCGUCCUUUUUUUUUUUUUUUUUUUUUUUGGUACACAGUGUGGAGCAUUUUUAAAGUCUGAUACUGGAUGAAAAUAAAUUUUCAACAAUAGAUGAAAACACUGGGGCUUAUUUGAGGCGUGUUUGCAAGAGACUUCACCCAAAUCCAUAAG
Carassius auratus (goldfish) is the source of this 2807-nucleotide messenger RNA. RefSeq names its product carbohydrate deacetylase-like. NCBI's taxonomy places the organism in Eukaryota, Metazoa, Chordata, Actinopteri, Cypriniformes, Cyprinidae. Gene Ontology annotation, biological process: carbohydrate metabolic process. Bases 81 to 1052 code for a protein of 323 amino acids. The record is from RefSeq and is a predicted model, not a curated record. The transcript is spliced from 6 exons. Gene Ontology annotation, molecular function: deacetylase activity.